AUGGCAGGCCUCGUCGUCCAUGUGAUGGCGUGGUACUCUGCUGUGAAAGGCUCCUUCGCCGACGCAGAGGCACUGUACAACGGACUGCUACACACCAUCGAGGGAUUCAUCGCGACUCCAAGGGAGACGUUGGCAGCUCAACUUAGCAGACACAGAGUCACGGGAUGCUAUGGUUACUGUGGCUCAUACCUCACGGAUCUGAGGCAGCAGGAGAGAAAGAAGUACUGGGUCUCCUUCCUGGACCGGGUGCGCAGGACCCGAUCCCUCCGGGAGGUGUGGCACCAUGUUAACUGUCCGGGGCAAGCCCAGGUGGCAGAUGACACCUGUGUGUCUAUUACACAUGAUGAACUUCUCUCAGCAGUUAAAUUGGGCAAGUCAGCAGCCCCUGGCAAGGAUGGCGUCACCUACGACAUCUUCAGUGCCCUCCUGGAGGUAAAGGUAGACAACCCUGUCUUAGACCUAUUUAACAUGUCUCUCACUGCAGGAAAGCUUCCCCACUCCUGGAAAACAGCCAUUAUCAUCCCAAUCCCCAAAGAUGAUGGAACGGGUAACGGAACAUGGAAUCAAAAGAACUUUAUCUCAUUCAUCAAUUCGUUGUCUUCUGCUUACUCUCUCUUCGCCACUAACUGCUCUUGUGAUCUUACUAACUGCAAGCCUCCCCUCUCCUGCCGCAUUGUUGAACAAGACUUUCUGUUUUCUUUCACUACUGUUGGAGAUGUAAUACGUAAGAUACUUUUUCCCAAGAAUGGAGUGUCGCCCGAGGCGAGACGCUGUUCAGUUGCUGUGUUAUCAAAUAACAAAAGAUACGUGUGCUGCCGUGCCUCCUUAACCUACCAGCCAAGCAUCCUAUAUGGCACAGUGACUCGCGGACCUGCUGCAGCAUCUCAUCAUGCCACUACCUCGCCGGUCCCCACGCUCGACACCAAGGGCAUCAGCGUCAACGGUGCCCCGCAGCCUCAUGCUGCUGCUCCAGCAGGCGAAGAAAAUUAUCACAGACCAACAUCAGGCCAUCACCACACUCCAAGGGAACAUAGCUGCCCUCACCGCCCGUGGCGCCUCGGUACACACCCCGCGGGUGCCUUCCUCAGCCACCCCCGGAAAGUGCGACCUAGAAAUGGCGCCAGCGGUCUUCAGGUCGUGGAGACGGUCCAUGGAAUGCUGGCUCCUUCUCUGCAGAUGGUCACAACGGGAGGCAGUCCACCACGUACGACUCCACUGCACACCGGCAUUACAGCGCGCCAUCGACGCAAAUUUCACCCUCGGUCAGCAGUCCACCCACAUCGAGUCAGCUCAGUCCUAUAGCCACCACCCGCAUCUCAAGCCUCAAAUAUGGGGGAUUUCUGCUCCCUUUCUGGACACACAACAAUUUGGCAACGUCGAAUCCUCUUCCACAACUGAGUGCCUGACCACUCAACUAUUUUUAGUAGACUGUGUUUACAAAUAGUUAGAACAAAUAAAGACGGGGAUGACUUUCACUUUCUUUGACUUAUGUCUUUGAUGUUAAUCACACAAUUAUCC
Messenger RNA from Scylla paramamosain (green mud crab), 1518 nucleotides. RefSeq lists its product as uncharacterized. The record is from RefSeq and is a predicted model, not a curated record. The coding region runs from base 1 to 1302 and encodes 433 amino acids. NCBI's taxonomy places the organism in Eukaryota, Metazoa, Arthropoda, Malacostraca, Decapoda, Portunidae. The transcript has 5 exons.